ACGUUCAAAACUAGCGCGAUCUCAUUCCUGCAGGCUGCAGCGAUGGUAUACGUAUUUUUGAGCUAUUAUUGUGAUUAUUGUGAAUUAUUUAGAUCGGAAGUAAGGAUAUGGCUGUGACGAAUGGAGGAUAUAAGGAUCACAGAAGCAUGAGAUGACAAGGUAUGCACUUGCAGGCAAGAUGAAUGGAACAUAAUGACUUCAUGGACCAGGAAAGCAAAUCCACUGAUGUGCUGUAUGACCAGAAGGAUUUUUCUGAAUGUGAUGACUUGAAUGAAGUUCGCCAGCUGGUGCAGUUCUCUCGAGCGGAGGUGCGCUCUGAACAUGUGUGGCUGGAGCGGCUCUCGCUGCCCUGUGUGCUGGAGACGGCCCUCGAGACGCUGGCCUCGCUGCCCGACAGCCAGCUGCUGGCGGCUGCCGAAGCUGCCCAGCUGCCGGCAGCGCUCGGCUCUCUGCCGGCAGCAGCGCGGGCCGGGCCCCUGCCGGCUCUGCUGCGCCGUCUGUCGGGGGUCGGGUCGGAGCCCGCCCUGCGACUGGCAGCAGACAUGUUCUGGGACCUCUACACAGCAGAUGUCGCCCCGGUCGUGGAGCGCUGCCGCUGCCUGCUCGCCUCUCCGGCCCUCCUGGAGCGACUCACCCUCACCGCCAUCGGCCGGCGCGAGCUGACCCCGCUGGCGCGCCUGGCCGCCGCCAGCGAGCCGCUCUCGGCGCGCCUUUUCCGGCUCGUUCGCGCCGUGUUCGAGUCGAGCGGCGGCUGCGGCGCGGCCGCGGCGUUGGCGGCGCAGCUGGCGUCGGACGUACAGCCGCAGCUGCCGCCGGGACUGCUGCAGGCUCCAGCGGCGUCCCUGGUGCUCUCUGACCGCCGCGCGCCUAGCAGGCUAGAGACUCUGACGCGCCGGAGACGAGGCUCGGCGCACGUGCGGUGGCUGGCGGCGCUCUACCCGGACCAGAUGAGGACUUUGUGUACAGAGAGGACGCUGUACGGGUGCCCGAGACUGAGGAGGCUACUGGCGGGGGCGCAGGGCCCCGUGUUGUGACCGCAGUGAUCUGAUCCCGGAAUGUACGAGAGGACGUACUUUUCAGGGCGUUGAUACUGAGUUUGAUUUGUAUCGGUCGAGGGUAUGCUGCACCAGCGACCAGUGAGUUGGGUGUGACCGAAUUUCUGCAGGCUUGUGCCAUGUGAUAGCGGAUGAUCGAUCAUUCAACGUUGUGAUAUUCAGUCUGGCCAUGGCAAUGGACGUAUCUCCUUGCCUCAUUGCAUGCAUAGUACUCAAUUGGCAUAUCCUCCAGAUGUUGCCGUGACUAUUUGUGGCGGUAUGUUUGAUGCAAGAAUGGUGGGCCGAGAGCGCACAUAAUCCAGGUGCUCUACUGAGACUGCACUUUACCUCAUCGCCAGUGUGGAACUGGACAGGUAUGUUCUUAAGCUUGUCGUUUUGCGAUCUUGUUCACUCGCAUGUUGUAUGCAAUUAUAAUCCUGUUUUAGCAUAGCGUCAUCGCAGUUCAUUAUACCAGUCAUCGACGUGCAUUAGCCAGACAUGCAAUGCAAUAAAUAUUGAACGUUCGUAAUUCCCGAGUCAUGAAAGGAAAUAGAGAGCAGCAAAUC
Molecule: messenger RNA, 1600 nt
Organism: Amphibalanus amphitrite
Lineage: Eukaryota; Metazoa; Arthropoda; Thecostraca; Balanomorpha; Balanidae
Exons: 4
Coding region: 183-1034 (283 amino acids)
Source: RefSeq, a predicted model, not a curated record